AAAAUAAUCGGUGUUCUAAUACCCUUAACUCUCCUCAUUAGGGCUUCGCCAUAUACAAAUCGAUCCAAUUAUUUCAGUCACUGGUAAAAGGGCAAUCCAAUUUGCAUAAUAUGCUACCUACAACUUGAGUAAUGCCGAGUGGCGGAUAACGUCUAGUCUCAUUUGUAGUUCCAAAGUUGUAGGAAACUUCGUGCAACUAGCAUUGUACGAAUUGAAUACAGUUGGUGGAGCAAUUUGAAUAAUCAGCAAAUCAUGAGAUUCCGAGCGCCGAUCGCUUCGCUGGACUGCAUGGAGGAGUUCCAGAGCACGAACGAUCAGCUGUGCAUGCAGCUGCAACAGCAGCCCUGCAGCAAGGAACAGCUGCUGCUGCAAGGCCUGAGCACACCGGCCUCCGUCACUCGGCAGUCGUCCACCGUCACGCCCGGUCUACGCUACCGCAACCUCGGCAAGAGUGGGCUGCGUGUCUCCAAUGUCGGACUAGGUACAUGGGUGACAUUCGGCAACAACGUGAGUGAAGAGACGGCUGACUGCGUGGUGCACGGCUACGAGUGCGGCAUCAAUGUGUUCGAUCUUUCCGAGGCGCACUGCGGCGUCAGGGCGGAACUGCAGUUGGGCCACAUCCUGCAGCGCAAGGCCUGGAAGCGAUCCUCCUACAUUGUUACAACCAAGAUUUACUGGAAUUCAAACUGGGCCGGGCCGGGCCGAGCCGAGAGGAAUCGGCCGAAGGCGGAUCGCCGAGCGGAAUCUGCCUUCAUUCGAGCGCCGAUCGCUUCGCUGGACUGCAUGGAGGAGUUCCAGAGCACGAACGAUCAGCUGUGCAUGCAGCUGCAACAGCAGCCCUGCAGCAAGGAACAGCUGCUGCUGCAAGGCCUGAGUACAACGGCCUCCGUCACUCGGCAGUCGUCCACCGUCACGCCCGGUCUACGCUACCGCAACCUCGGCAAGAGUGGGCUGCGUGUCUCCAAUGUCGGACUAGAGGUUGUACGAGCAAUGAACCACGUGAUCAGCCAAGGGUGGGUGUAUUCUUGGGGCACCGCCAAGUGGACGCCAGUCGAGGUGAUGGAGGCCUACACCAACUGCCGCCAGUUCAACUGCAUCACGCCCAUCCUAGAGCAGACCGAGUACCACAUGUUCUGUCGCGAGAAAACCGACUAUAUGCCCGAGUUGUACAACAAAAUUG
This is a messenger RNA of Nilaparvata lugens (brown planthopper), 1180 nucleotides long. RefSeq names its product voltage-gated potassium channel subunit beta-3-like. Gene Ontology annotation, cellular component: voltage-gated potassium channel complex. Lineage: Eukaryota; Metazoa; Arthropoda; Insecta; Hemiptera; Delphacidae. Gene Ontology annotation, molecular function: transmembrane transporter binding; potassium channel regulator activity. The record is from RefSeq and is a predicted model, not a curated record. Gene Ontology annotation, biological process: regulation of potassium ion transmembrane transport.